Messenger RNA from Rhipicephalus sanguineus (brown dog tick), 6244 nucleotides. RefSeq names its product rho GTPase-activating protein 44. The record is from RefSeq and is a predicted model, not a curated record. Gene Ontology annotation, biological process: positive regulation of GTPase activity; regulation of Rac protein signal transduction; signal transduction. Gene Ontology annotation, cellular component: cytoplasm; intracellular anatomical structure. The coding region runs from base 233 to 2698 and encodes 821 amino acids. Lineage: Eukaryota; Metazoa; Arthropoda; Arachnida; Ixodida; Ixodidae. Gene Ontology annotation, molecular function: GTPase activator activity; protein binding. The transcript is spliced from 16 exons.
CCCCUACCCUAACUACCUACCUACCCUCGGUUUAUUUUCUCCGAGCCGUUGUUUUAUUUAAUUUGUUUUCACGCUCUGCCCCUAACCUACCCCUCUCUGGUUGUUGCGAAGAAAAGUUUUGCCAACGUCGUUCCCCGUGCUUGUAUGUGUGUGCAAGCCCGAUUAGCCCUUCGAUCCUGACCACGAAACCUUUGCAAGUCCGGGCUGCAAACGCCGCCGGCCCGCCGUCAACAUGAAGAAGCAAAUCCUACGAGUCAAGCAGCUUGCGGAUCAGACGCUUCUCGGAGCGGACAAGAGCGAUGUGCUCACCGAAGACCUCGUCCUGGCCGAGAAGAGGGUGGACAGCAUCAAGCAGACGUGUGCCAGCACCCACAAGCGCAUCCUCUCCUGCCUACACAAUGUCUCCCUCGAGGACAACGAGAAGCUGCAGAAAAAAGUACCAGAGCUGGCCCUGUUCCACAGCCUACAAGAGUGCCACAAGAAUGUGGGCAGCCACACGCUGCUUGGGCAAGUGCUGCUGGACUGUGCGGGGCUGCAGCAGCGACUGGGCCAGGAGCUGCUCAACUAUGAGCGCGAGACUGACCGGCAGGUCCUUCAGCCCACCAACCAGCUUCUCGAGACGGACCUGCCCAACAUCUCCAAGCUGCGGAGGCAGUUGUCCAAGCUGACACUGGACAUGGAUGCUGCAAAGAACAGGUACCAGACGGCCCUGAAGCACGUCCAGCAGUCCGGCAACCUGGCGACUACCGGGGGCGGUGCAGCGGGGAGCACCGGUGGUGCGGGCAAUGCGGUUGCGGGCAACGCAAACGUGUCCACCAAGACGGAAGGCCUGCGCGAAGAAGCUGAGGACGCUACCAGCAAGGUGGAGCAGUGUCGGGACGCCCUGGCCGCAGAGAUGUUUGGCCUGAUCGGGAGGGAGCCCGAGUUUGCGCACCUUCUGGUCCAGUGGUACCAGCUGCAGGCUGACCACCACCGGCGGGCCCUGCAGCACAUUGACGCCGCCCUGCCCGGCCUCUGGGGGCUCAUCGGCAACUCCCCCCAGAAGCCGGUGUUUGGCUUUCCCCUGGAGGAACACCUGCGUGUGAAUGGGCGUCGCAUCGCCCUGGUGGUCGAGAAGUGUGCCGCCUGCCUGCUUGCCUCCGGCAUGGACGAGGAGGGGCUGUUCCGUAUUACGGGUAGUGCUUCGAAGAUCAAAAAGCUCAAGAGCGCGUUCAACGCGGGUUUUGCCGACAUGAGCGAGUUUGAGAGGGACCCCCACACAGUGGCAAGUGUGCUGAAACUGUACCUGCGAGAGCUUCCCGAACCCUUGAUGACCUUUGACCUGUAUGAGGAAUGGAUGAAGGCUGCAAGUGUUUCCGAUGCCAGUGCUAGGCUGCAGGCUUUGUGGCAGGUGGUCAACAAUCUACCCCAGGCUAACCAGGACAAUUUGAGGUACGUGGUGAAGUUCCUGGCUCGGCUGGUGGGCCACCGAGAGCAGAACAAGAUGAGCUCGCAGAACAUAGCCAUCGUCAUAGCCCCCAACCUGGUCUGGCCCAAGGAAGAGAACCAGUCACAGCACAUGGGUGUCAACAUGGGCAUAGCCAACAUGCACAGUUCCAUCGUGGACACCCUGGUCAACUAUGCAGACUGGUUUUUCCCAGGAGAAGAAGACUUCUCUCCCUCCGCGACGAGGACGACCGCACCGGCCGAGGGCCACCACUUGGGCCACCAGGCCACCACCAACGGUGAUGUCGAUGGUCACUUGGCAGGCCCUGGGUCAGGCUUGACAGGUCAGAGCCCACGCAUCCCUCAUCGGCCGGGCAAGAAGGCUGCGCCCGCAGCUCCGAUGGUGCCACAGCCGCGAGAUCGCAGCUCCAUCUUUAUCGGAUCCACACAGUCGUCUAAUGCAGAAAGCCGCACCGGAGUGCCGUUGCCCACCGGCGGAGGAACCCUCGGCAGGCCGCGACCGUCGGCCAAGCCGCAGAUCGCCGAGAAGCCAACGACACUGCAACGUCGCUCCCUUGAGGGCAUCGUCGAGGGAGGAGCCACAGCCGCGGGAGGCAGUUACUCGACCCUGUCCUUGGAACGCCGACCCGGGAGGCACCAGGUGGCGGGAGUCGUCAUGCGACCGCAGCCGUGCGAGCGGCCCUCCGUGCCCCCACCGGAGCGACCCAAGACUGGAAGCCUCGAGAGCGCGAACCGCAACCACGCCCCAGAGGCCUCCGUAACUUUGUCGCGAGAUGCCGAGAGGAACGGGGACGUGGUCAACUCUGGGAAUGGCCACAGUGGCAGGAGUAGCCAGCAACAGCAGCAGCAGUGCCAUCACCCUGACGGUAGGCUCGACCACGGUGCAGACAAGGUUCUGGCGAUGUCGGCAGACAGCGUGAUAUUUGCCACAAGGAGCAAAGAAAAUGGAACUGCCGAUGGCAACAGUAGCAGCAGCAGCAGCAGCAGCAGUGAAGGUGCAAGGAGGAGGGACGGCCCCGGAAGGCGUGGUUCUGGUGAGCGGCCCUUGUCCCUGGACCACCAGGAGAUGCUGUCGUUUGCGGACGAGUCCGACUCUGAAGACGGCAGUUCCGUUCUCGUGUCUCCCAGUGGCAAUGGUUCCAAUGGACCAAACAUCAUGUGGAAGUCGUGCAUUGCCAGCCUUCCCCGGAGACGACCACAGCACCGGACCUGUCCUCCCUUCGGCGUUCACCUUCAAAGACCAACGGUGUAGCACCGGAACGCCCCCAGCCACCGCAGACAACGUCCGCCUCCGGUGAGGUGCCGUCGUUGCCCCGUCAACCAGACGACGCUCGCUGGAACUUCUUGACGGCAUCGGAGGAGCAGCCGGUUCCCGAGCGACCGCCGAGGUCGAGCCCUUCGGCGGACACAUCUACGUCAACCUUUACGGGCAUCUCGGAGACGAAGCCGUCGAGGCAGUCGCCUGUCAUGGAUGCAAUCCACACGACGGGCCCUCCACCGGACCUCAUUACGUCUUCCGAACGACCAAAAUCCGAUCCAUCUUCCCCUACCAAGAGCAAGCUGGAAGGCGGCUCUCCCAGUCCUGUGCCGAUCAUGCCGGAAGCAACCCGUCUGUGACCUGUAACGCUCUGGCUUUGAAAGACAUUGUUUGUUAUUACCCCUUCUAUUUUGUUCCCCCUCUGGAAGAUAGAUGCUUGCAGUGGGGGCAUAAUCCUGUCGUGCAGACACUGUUGAACCUGUCUCCCCUUCCUUUUUUUUUAUCUACUGUACUUCCAUCGAGAAGGACACUGGAGACUUUGACAUUUAUUUCAACUAUUGUGUGUGCAGACAAUGCAGUACGCACUUCUUCUGAGAUGUCCCGCUGGUCUUGAGCUUGCCACAAGCACAGCUCACGGGACACCAGGAGUAAUUUUCUAUAGCUAAUUUUGUUCCUUUCUCUACCGUGCGUUGUCAAGAAGCAAUACCAAGGCUUCUGGAUGUGCUUCUUGGAAAUGCACUAAAGGUUUGUGUGCUUUUGUAAGGUGCAACUGAUUGUGCUCUCGUGGGUGGGUUCAAGGCAUAAUAGCCUGCUCCUGCAGCCUGGCCCUGUUCAGAAUGACUGCCACUUUUUCCUUUAUAUGCUUUUCUCCCAAGUGCAAUCAAUCAAUCAUGAAUCAAUCACGGGUGUGCAACUCAAGGACAGCAGCACUGUCAUGGGAUGGUGCGAGAACCAGGUCAGACCCAACAAAGGAAAUGGCAUAAGAUGCAAUUUGUCGGGCUCAAGUAGAACUUGGUGUCGAGCCAUGGUUAUUCUUAGCGUCAGUAAGCUUAGUGAGCCCCUCAGAACGUCAUUUCCCAUCCUUUUUUUCAGAGGCAGUUAAGUUUAAAGUUACCAUUGUUUGACAAUGUGGUGUUUGUUGAAUGAAUUCUUUUCGCAGUGGUCUGCUCUUAAGCAAGUGAAUGAAUUCGUGGAAAUCCUUGUUCUGGAACCGCGCAAACACUGUAAAAUUGUCUCGCUUCAAAGUUGUAGCAGUCAGUAAACUACAUCUAGCCACAUCUAGUUUGACUUUGUAACUACGUGUAUAAACUUUUGGACAAAGCAAUAUUGCUAAGUCAGCGAGCUGCGCAUAUACCACUGCAUAAGGGACGCUCAACGUAAUCCUUGUAAAUGGAGAUGUCAUUUCUUUCUUCUUGCAGGUGUAUGCUGUGUUUAGUCGAAUGUUACAGGAAACGUAUCGGCAUUGUACCAGGGGUUUUAAUGUGCCCCAAUAGCUUUUCCAAAUAGAUAGGUGAUGAAGUCAUAGACCUCAUUGUCCUGUGGGUGUAUGGUCAUGAGAGAGUUAAUAUUCUAAACAGGCUAUUUUAAACUGCAGCUGCGUGGAAUCCUGCAGUGAUCAAAACUUGGAUCCACUGAUUUGUUUUGGACAUGCUGCAGAUGCACCAAAUCAGACGCAACUCCAUCAAUGUGAACUUGUAUGUAAUAAGAAUGCUGCCGGUAGUUUCAAACUACUAGGGUGGAUCUCUGUGCUGUUCAUGUUGGAUUGGGUGACCGCUGUAAUAUUUUUCAAUCUAUAACAGGUUCAAGUUAAAAACGAUGUUAAAAACAGUUCCAAGCAAGUCAUAGGAAGAACACUUCCGAGUUCAUCUGACUCGGAAAUGGCUUUGCUAUAUCCGAAAAUUCAUAAGCUUACAUUGUUAGUAUUAUUGACGCCAAGACUAUUCAUCAAUAACUUUGCUUUAACCGAUAAUUCGUUAUAUGCAUAACAUAAGCCUGAACAAGUAUCUGAAGGUCUGUUCAUGAAUAUUUCGCUUCUUCAUAGUUUAGGAGUGGUCAGGUGUGCUUCCGCGUUGCAUUAUGUGUUGUUAUGGGGGUGUUUACGCCAUUACUGUGAUCGUGUUAGAGUGCAGUUCGCGUUGGCAGCAUUUGUUUCUACGCUUGCAACUGUUGCGUUUGAUCCUCACGGUGCGAGUCUCACGUCCGCGAGUUGUGAGACUUGGAAUUUUAUCGAAGCGCGAAGUUGCUCUUUGUGUCGCUCGGCGGUUCCUUUCCUUUUUUUUUUAAAUCUUCACAACGGUCACAGAUUAGCCUAGGUAGUCCCCGACUCGAGUUUGUCACUUUCUUUGGGUCACCAGCUCUUUGAUGUCCCGUGUAUAGCCUGUCUAUGUUGCGAGUUGAUCGUGUUGUGCGUUCAUCUGUGAGAUAACUGUGUCGAUACGUUAAAUCCAAGAAAACUGUCAUUUAGACUGGGUGCGCAAUACACAGACCACAUUAUUUAAAUUUUAGCUUGCCGCUACAUAUUUCGGUGCUAGGCUGGCACUCCAAGAACAAAGCCAUGUUUGUGGUCUUCUCCAGGUCCUCCUUUGAGUGGCCAACACAGAGCUGUGUUUUCACACUGUAGCUUUUUUUUUUAAAUUUUGAGCACGUCACUCUCGUGCUUCCUCAACCAUGACGGUUAAGCCGUGUCAUUUCAAGUUUUCUGUUGACAAGCUGGAUGCUGCACAUUUUCGUUGAUUUCAGGCUGAACCUCUUGUGCACUUAGGUGUGAUGACACUAGUCAUCGAGAGGGACUGAUGAUGUUUUUUCGUAACAGGUUUUGUGUUUUGUUACUCUCGUCCAAAGCGUGCUUUUCCUUUUCCUUAAUCAAUCUAAGCAGAGUUAGUGGAUAAAGAUUUCCUACAUUGUUUUCCUUAGGUGACCAAAAUUGACAGAGCUUACUUUUAAAACCCAACCAAUUAGAUGACUUCCAGUGGGGUGAUCUACAGACAGUAUCUUGCGCUGCUGCAUGAAUGUGAAACAAUCUGCAAUGUUUACUUUUUUUUCGACGUUGUUGGCUUGUACCUUUGUUGAUUAUUUCGGGCCAACGUGUGCUUGUGUGACAAUGCUCGGUUUUUUCCUUUUCCUGAUGAUCAUUGUGUUGCUGAGUGCCCUUGUAUUUUGUUCCUUCACUCUCAAUUUUCUGUACAUUGCAAUGCUAGUCAUCGAAACGUCUUGAUGUAAAUUGUUCUUCCUGGGGAGCGGAAUACGCUCACCGCAGGCGGUCAGUUAUGAUAGUUAAACUGCCGAACAAAGUGUUUAACCCAACCUAACGAGCUGCUUUGUCUCUAGGCGAGAGCCUCGUGCAGUUUUAUGUGGAACCACAAGUGUGAAGAAAAUGGGAGAACGUCUGUGUGUGUGUAUGCUUGGUUAUCCUGUUUUUUUUUUUUUUUUGUUACAAUGCUGCACCGAUGUAUGAGAGUGCGCCAUUUUCUUUUUUUUAUCAUACACAUUUGACGGAAGGUGACGCAGAUGCUGUUGCUAUUAAAAUUGUUUGAAAGUUGA